Penicillium cataractarum is the source of this 1056-nucleotide messenger RNA. RefSeq lists its product as uncharacterized. Gene Ontology annotation, biological process: DNA transposition; DNA integration. The coding region runs from base 1 to 1056 and encodes 351 amino acids. The record is from RefSeq and is a predicted model, not a curated record. NCBI's taxonomy places the organism in Eukaryota, Fungi, Ascomycota, Eurotiomycetes, Eurotiales, Aspergillaceae. Gene Ontology annotation, molecular function: DNA binding. The transcript has a single exon.
AUGGGUCGUUCAAAAGAGCUUACCCCAGCGCUUCGCGAGCGUAUAUGUGAGCUACACGAUAUUGGAUGGGGAUAUAAGCGUAUUCACGGUCGAUACCCAUGGAUUGCGCUAUCAACUAUCGCAUAUACGAUUAAGAAAGAGCCUCAGCGGAAGAUGGGUAUAUCGAAGCCUCGCUCUGGCCGCCCGAAGAAGCUUAAUGAUGAGGAUAAAGCCCGAAUCCUCGAGGUUAUCAGUGAGCAACCCCGAGUGACCUACGAGGACCUACUUUCUGAGGUAUCUUAUAAGGUUAAGAAGGACUCAAUUCGACGGCUAUUAAACGCUGAGAAUAUGCGAAAAUGGCGCUGUGCCUGGAGGCCUUAUCUUGAUGAGGAACGCGCUGCAAAACGUCUACAGUGGGCUCAUCGUUAUCGGCACUUCUUACCUACUGAUUGGGCCCGUGUUUACUGGUCUGAUGAGUGUACUGUUGAGCGAGGAAUUGGGAUACGUCGAGAUUGGACCUUUAUACGUCCUCGAGAUCAAUGUAAAGAGCGCGAGGUUCAUGGUUUACCACACCGAGGCUUCCAGGUUAAACAGAUGUUUUGGGCUGCUUUCUCUGCUACACGACGAACAGGUUUAAUACCUCUAUUCGGUGAUCCUGAAUCUGAACGUGGUGGUAUAAAUCGAUUUGUGAUUGAAGAGCUAUAUCGUCGGGUUCUUCCUACGUUACUACCAACUGAGGGUGGCAUUUUUAUGCAUGAUAACGCACCUACACAUACUGCGUAUAUUGUACGCGAUGCAUUGGAAGAACUAGCGAUCGAGGUAAUAGUCUGGCCACCUCAUUCGCCUGACCUUAACCCUAUUGAAAACCUAUGGGCCCUUCUCAAAGCAGAAAUCUAUAAGCUCCGACCAGAUCUUAUGCAUAUGAAGAACAACAAUGAGACCAAGCGAAUCUUAGUGGAAACUGCGCAGAUUGCAUGGCAAAAUAUCGAUAUGAAGCACUUAGAACACCUUUCUGAGACUAUGCCUAAUCGGGUACAGGCAAUUAUUGAUUCAGAAGGGUGGUACACGCCUUACUAG